Molecule: messenger RNA, 1773 nt
Organism: Elgaria multicarinata webbii
Lineage: Eukaryota; Metazoa; Chordata; Lepidosauria; Squamata; Anguidae
Product: acetylcholinesterase-like
Exons: 3
Coding region: 1-1773 (590 amino acids)
Biological process (GO): acetylcholine catabolic process; choline metabolic process
Cellular component (GO): plasma membrane
Molecular function (GO): acetylcholinesterase activity
Source: RefSeq, a predicted model, not a curated record
AUGGCCCUGCCACGCUCGCCACUCCUCUGCCACCUCCUCCUGCUCCUUGGUGUGGCUGCAGCUGCUCAGGCAGAUGAGCUGAAGGUGAUCACUCCAUCAGGAGAGGUGCGUGGCUUCCGGAUGCGAGUCCUUAGUGGCAAAAUCUCCGCCUUCCUGGGCAUCCCCUUUGCCGAGCCCCCCGUGGGCCGGCUGCGCUUCCUGCACCCCGAGCCCAUCAAGCCCUGGAGCCAGCCCCUCCAGGCCACCUCCUACCAACACGCCUGCUACCAGGUGGUGGACGAUACCUACCCGGGCUUCCAUGGCACGGAGAUGUGGAACCCCAACCAGAACAUGAGCGAGGACUGCCUCUACCUCAACAUCUGGGUGCCGUCACCACGGCCCAAGAAAGCCGCAGUCAUGGUCUGGAUCUACGGGGGCGGCUUCUACAGCGGGUCUUCCUCACUGGACGUCUACGAUGGCCGAUACCUGACCUACACACAGAAGGUGGUCUUGGUCUCCAUCAGCUACCGAGUGGGGGCCUUUGGCUUCCUGGGCCUCUUAGGGAGCCAGGAGGCCCCGGGCAACAUGGGGCUGAUGGACCAACGCUUGGCCUUGCAGUGGAUACAAAACAACAUCCAGCACUUUGGGGGCGACCCCGAAGCGGUCACUAUCUUCGGAGAGAGCGCCGGCGCGGCCUCCGUGGGGAUGCAUCUCCUCUCGGUCCAGAGCCGAUCCCUCUUCAAGCGAGCCAUUUUGCAGAGCGGAGCACCCAACGGGCCAUGGACCACAAUCACCCCUGCGGAGAGCCGGCGCCGCGCCACCCUUCUGGGCAAGAAAGUGGGCUGCCACUCCCCCAACGAUUCGGAGCUGGUGGGCUGCCUACGCUCCAAAAGCCCCCAAGAACUGAUGGACCAGGAGUGGACGGUCCUGCCCUACAACAGCGUUUUCCGCUUCCCCUUUGUGCCGGUCAUCGAUGGAGACUUCUUCCCCGACACGCCGGAAACCAUGCUCAGCACAGGAAACUUCAAGGACACCCAGGUCCUGCUGGGAGUAGUGAAGGAUGAGGGCACCUACUUCCUCAUCUACGGGCUGCCCAGCUUCAGCAAGGACACCGAAAGCCUCAUCACCCGGGAGGACUUCCUGGAAGGGGUGCGGAUCGCUGUGCCUGAAGCCAACGACACCAGGGACAUAGUGCUGCAGUACACGGACAGCCAGGAUGUGGACAACGGGGAGAAGAACCGGGAGGCCAUGGACGACAUUGUGGGGGACCACAACGUCAUCUGCCCCGUCAUGCACUUUGCCGCUCGCUAUGCCGAGCGGGGCAACAAGGUGUACGCCUACCUCUUUGACCAUCGAGCCUCCAACCUCAUGUGGCCCCAGUGGAUGGGCGUCCCGCAUGGCUACGAGAUCGAAUUCAUCUUUGGGUUGCCGCUGAACGACACCCUGAACUACACAGCUAAAGAGAAAAAGCUCAGCCGGCGGAUGAUGCGCUACUGGGCGAACUUUGCCCGCACAGGGGACCCCACGGACCCCUUGGACAAGGACAGGAAGUGGCCCCCCUACACUCUGUCAGAGCAAGAGUACGUCAAGCUCAACACCCGGCCGCUGAGCACGGAUCGCAGCCUCCGCGCCCAGAACUGCGCUUUCUGGGACCGCUUCCUUCCCAAACUGCCAGCCCCUUGCCCUUCGCGGCCCCAGACCCGCUGCCCUGAAAGGCUGCACAGCCCCCUCCCGGAAGAAGCGACAGUUCCCGUCUCUGGCCAGCAGGUGGCGCGAGAGUCCCGCGCGUCCUGA